AUGCUCAUUUUAGUGGCCAUUAUUGUUAUUUUUAUUAAUACAUAUGUUCUUACAAAACGAGACCCAUCCGAUGAAUCACCCGAUGGAAUUCCUUCUAAAAUUGAAUUAGUUCCUAAUCAAAAUCAAACAAUAAUAUCUAAUCAACAAAAACCAAUUGACCGACAACGAAUUCUAAGACCCGCUAUACCAGAUGCCGGAUGUGAAAUUGAUGAAAAAUGCUCAGAUGAUGCUAUUCCAUAUAAAAUUAUUUCAGGAGAUGGAGUUGAAAAAUAUCCAAUAAUAUGUUUUAAUAAUAAAUUAUUAGUACAUAAAAAUUUAAAAGAUUCAAAAAUUGGUCGGGGUAUUAAUUUAGUUGCGUUUGAUGGUACAACAUUGGAUGUUAAAAUAACAGACACAUUUGAUACUUAUCUUGAAGAAACAUUCUUUUUACGAACUCUUAAAGUUAAUUUAAAUGAUGGCGAUAUUGUUAUUCUAGCUAGUUUUGAUGAAAUGACAUAUGGAUUAAAAGAAGCAUCUUUAUCUAUAUUAGAAAGAUAUGGUAGUCAACUGAUAAAAAUUAUUAAAUUUCGUGAUUCAUUUGUUAUGCUUGGACAAAAAGGACUGGCACGUGGAAAAGCUAUUGAAAUGCAUCAACCAAAAGGAAAUCGUGAUUUUGCUCCUGCUGCACAUAUAAGUGGUUGUGCUAAAUUUCCUUUGGGUCAACUAACACCAUUAUUAUUUCUAAGUCCAGAAGUAAAUAAAGAAGGAAAAAUAGCUAUUGGUACAUCAAUAAAAAAUUGUGGUUUAUUAGAAGCAUGUAAAGAAAAUGAAUUCGCUGUACAUCUUUAUACAGGCAAAGAUAAAAAUGAUGAACCAAAAAUAUGUGUUGAUGGAAAAUAUGUUAUGGCAAAAGGUAUUAAUGAUGCUGGACGUGGUAUAAAUAUUGUUGUUGUAUCGAAUGGAAAAGAAGUUAUUCGUACAGGACAUUUUGAUACCUGGCAAGAAGAUAGUACAAAUUUAGAAAUAUUUCUUGAAAAUCUUGAAGAAAAUGUUAUUCUUAUAGCAGUUACAUUUGAUGAAGCAUCAACAAACUUACGAAAUUUCACUCGAAUUGUAUUACAAGGUAUUGGCAGUCAGAAAAUAGGGUCACUUGCUUUUCGUGAUUCCUGGGCACUUAUUCAUCAUUUCAAAACAAACAUCAAUUUUAAUUUCGAAGAGAUUUCACAUGCAGGCACUGGAAACGUUUAUGCGCCUCCAAUUGACAAACGAAUAUGUGUACCACAAACUUUAAAAGGAAUGAAAAUUCGACCUGAUCCAUUACCAUUUCGUAAUGAUAAAAGACGUGAUUUUUGUUCACGUUAUGAUGGUUAUGGAGAUUUUUGUAGUGAUACAAAUGUCGAUAAAAAUUUAGCAACUCUUUCAUUAAUAAAUAAAACAUUAGAAGAUAAUUCAAUAUAUUCAACCCCAAUACUUAUUAUUGCUGGAAUUUCACAUAAUUCUCUUCGUAUGUGUCUAGAAACUGUAUUAAUGCAACCGGGUAUUCGUGUAGAAAAUAUUGUUGUGGCUGUUGAUGAAAAAUUUUCUGAACCUCUUGCAUUAAUUGAUCUAUUUGGAUUUCGAGGAGAAAAAACAUCAAGUAGUUCAACAUAUAUGGAACAUUAUGAAAAAUCAUUAUAUAAAAUUUGGGAAAUGUAUCCAAAUAAAGAUAGUGUGAUUGUUAUUGAAGAAGACCUUAUUUUAUCACCAGAUUUUCUUUAUGUAUUGGCAUUGUUAAGUGAAACAUUUCGAAAAGAUGAAACAUUGGGUGCAAUACAAUUAUGGAAUCCUAAUUCUUAUGAUAUUAUCAAUGGUUCGCUUGAUUUAAUAUAUCGUGUUGAUAAUUUCUAUGGUUUAGGAUAUUUAUUAAAACGUGAAUUUUAUAAUAAAAAUAUGAGAAAUUCAUUUAAACAAUGUUGUGGAAAACGAGUUUGGGAUAAAUGGACAUUUUCAGAUUCAUCAUCAUCAUUUCUUAUAUCAGAUAUUUCACGCGUAUUUCGAAAACCUAUUGAUGGAAAUCUAGUUAAUACGAAAUAUUUGGAAAUACUUUUUAAUCGAAAAAGACAAACGAGUUUAAAUCCAUUUCCACCAUUGUCAUAUAUUGAUACAUUACGUAAAGAAAACUAUGAAGCCUUUUUAAUUAAAUCGAUUAAUUCGGCAACAUUACUCAAAUCUGUAGAACCAUGUGAUACAAUUAAUCUCGAUAUGUAUCAUUUAAUUAAAAAUCAAAAUACUUCUGAUGCAUUUAAAUAUAUAUACCAACAAGAAUCAAUAAAUGAUGUAUCGUCCCUUACACCAGUUUUACCUUGUUUUGGACUAUUUCCACAAGAGCCACUUGGUCUGUAUCGUGAUGUUCUUCGUUUUAGUGCAAAUAAAAAUCAAUUUUAUCUUGUUGGAUCUAAAUCACCUUUAUAUAAAAAUAUUUCGACUGCUACUUAA
Messenger RNA from Rotaria sp. Silwood2, 2454 nucleotides. The record is from the annotation of a GenBank genome assembly. Lineage: Eukaryota; Metazoa; Rotifera; Eurotatoria; Philodinida; Philodinidae.